CUAGAAUUUGCUACUUUCACUUUUAAUUCUGGGAAGCAAAUAAAGCAAUUAGUUUCAGUUCUCUGUCAGUUAUUUGUGACAUAUUUUAAAAAUUCAAUCGAUUCUCUUAAAAGAAUUAAAGUUUGAUUUCAUUUAUCGUGACAUCACAUUAAGUUACCAGUACCACGAGAAUAACAAGAUGAAGUGCCACAAAUGUGAUCAGAAUAAACUGUCAAAUGAAUUUCCAUUUUUCCCUUUAACAAAGAGCUGCAAACAUGCUUUACUUCAUUGUUUGGAGUGUGCAGUCCAAAGUGUUCAGGAUAUGAAGAAAUGUUCCCAGUGUGGUAUCGAUGUGACUGAAGAUAAUGUUACCUACAAAGAUUAUGUGGAGGCAUUGGAAUUCCUUUUUCCUAACCAAGAGGAUCAAGAAAUAUACUUUGAUGAAAUGGAUGUUUCCGAAGACGUGGGUAAUAUUUAUGUGACUACCAUGUCAGGAGAAUCAUUGACUCUUUCUUAUAAUCGGAACAAGAGAAUUAUCAAUUUGAAGAAAGAAGUAGAAACCGAACUCAAAACGGAACAUGGAAAGCAACGUCUAUUUUUUCAAAAUAAAGAAUGUGAAAACCACAAAACGCUACAAGAUAUUAAGAUCCCUUCAAAUAGCACUUUACAUCUUAUCGUUGUGAUAUGUGCCGUACCAGAUGGAUUAGACGAGCUUAUCUUCCACUUUUGCUGGGGAUUAAGACGUGGUGAAAACAUACCUGAUUAUUUGGAUGUCUCGGUGUUUCCAUGCAGUGGUGCUCACAAUGUCGGUUAUAUAUACUAUCGGGAGCGGAGUCUAGAUUAUGUUCCUGGAAUCGAACAUUCAGGUUCUGCCGAUAUGAGUCACAAUGAGGGAAGUCAAAGUGUGAAUAUAAAUCUCAAGAUAAUUCCAAAGCAUAUUGAUAAUAUAGUGUUUACUCUCAGUGCUUGGCGCUCAUCCAGUGUUUCAGAAUAUCCUUACUACAGGCUAAAUUUUUAUGACUUAAAAGAUCCUGACAAGCAACUGUGCAAUGACAGAGUUGCCACGAGCGUUAAAGAAAGCAGAUCAAUCAUCAUGUGCAGCCUUAUUCGAAAAAAUGACACAUGGGAGGUUAUCGCGGUGAAGAAGGGAUCAGAUGGAUUCACUAGAGAUUAUUACCCUCUGAAAGAUACAAUCGAGUCAUUAAUCAAAAGAAAUUAUCGUUAAAGUUUUAUAUGAAAACAAUCAUGUCAUUUAACCACAACCAUUGAUGAUUCACCAAAGUACAGUACACUACCAUACAUUGUUCUGCAAUGUUGGAAUCAUCAAUCGAACGUAAUUAUCGUUAAAGUUUUAUAUGAAAACAAUCACGUCAUUUAACCACAAACAUUGAUGAUUCACAAACGUACAGUACACUACCAUACAUUGUUCUGCAAUGUUGAAGGGUUGAAAACGAAAAUAGACAGAAAACAUAUAACACGACACUUCAUUUCCUUUGAAUGGCAUGAGAUAUAUUAAGGUUCAUUUUCCUAAGAUUAUAUUGGAGAUAGAUACAGUUAACAGCUACUACAGUGUCUAAAAGGCAGGGGUCAAGAGUAAGGGUCAGGAGUAAAAAAAUAAAGUUCAUCGUCAAAGGUUUAAAAAACAAGCACGAUAUGUAUUUGAGUUGUGUCUAGAUCAUAAAAAACGCCGUGAGCGCGCUCGAAAGUUGUUUAUACAAAACAGCUGUUCAAGUUAUGGCAAGCUCAUUCUAUCUAAUUAAAUUGCCCUCCAAGUUUCAAUUCAGAGUAUGUUUCAUUCAUAAAUUUAAAAGUAAUUUUACGAUCUAAAUACGAAAUAGCUCAACCUGUUUCUAAUAUCUCGAGGAAAAUGUGGCAGAAUACAUUAUAUUUUAGUGGA
This is a messenger RNA of Xenia sp. Carnegie-2017, 1876 nucleotides long. RefSeq lists its product as uncharacterized. The record is from RefSeq and is a predicted model, not a curated record. The transcript has 3 exons. Lineage: Eukaryota; Metazoa; Cnidaria; Anthozoa; Malacalcyonacea; Xeniidae. The coding region runs from base 179 to 1204 and encodes 341 amino acids. Gene Ontology annotation, molecular function: protein binding.